AGAAAAAUUAAAGGUAGCACUACCAAAUGCUGACCUGGAACAAGGAUUCCAAGAAGGAAUUUCAAAUGCUAGUGUGAUUAUGCAGGUUCCAGAGAGAAUUGUUGUAGCAGGAAAUAAUGAAAACAUUCCAUUUUCAAGACCAGCAAAUCUUGACCUUACACAGUCAACUCCCUUUAAACCUCUGGAACUAAAAACACCACCUCGUGUGCUUACCCACCUAGAUUUAGAAAGACCUCCUCCAACCCCUCAAAAUGAAGAAAGCUGUGCAGUUGGCAGGCUAAAAAGAGAGCACUCUAUGAGUGAAAAUGCCGUUCGCCAAAACAGACAGCUAGUCAGAACUGACUCCAUGUAUGGAAUUUCAAAUAUAGAUACAGCUGUUGAAGGAACUUCAGAUGACAUGACUGUUGUAGAUGCAGCUUCGUUAAGACGACAGAUAAUCAAACUAAACAGAUGUCUACAACUUCUAGAGGAGGAGAACAAGGAAUGUGCUAAAAGAGAAAUGGUCAUGUAUUCAAUUACCAUAGCAUUCUGGCUGCUUAAUUCUGGUUUUGCUGCUAGAGGGAAGGAUGUGCUGGACUAUUUAUCCGCUGAACCAAGUCCUUACCUGGUUGAGCGCUGCUUCUAA
Messenger RNA from Sus scrofa (pig), 625 nucleotides. Lineage: Eukaryota; Metazoa; Chordata; Mammalia; Artiodactyla; Suidae. The record is from RefSeq and is a predicted model, not a curated record.